UUUCUUCUGGGACCAAGAUGACUGAUGGAAACCUUUCCUCCUCCACAAAUGGCGUGGCCUUGAUGGGCGUUCUGGACAGCCGGCCAGGAAACUCCCUGCAGAGCCUGCGCCACGAGAACGGCAAGGCCCCCAGACCUCUCUCAGCACCUGAGUACAGGCCCAACUUGAAAGUCGGGCCUUUGGAAGACCGGGAGAGCCUGCAGUCGGUGGACUCAGGGAUCCCGACCCUGGAGAUCGGCAACCCCGAGCCUGUGCCCUGCAGCGUGGUGCACGUGAAGAGGAAGCAGUCGGAGUCCGAGAUCGCCUCCGAGCGGGCCUUCCAGAGCGCAUGCCCGCUGCCCUCCUGCGCACCUCCCGGGCCCAGUGGCGCAGAGCGGGAGCAGGCUGUGCGGAAGUCCUCCACCUUCCCCCGCACGGGCUACGACUCGGUUAAGCUCUACAGCCCCACCUCCAAGGCCCUGAGCCGCAGUGAUGACGUCUCCGUCUGCAGUGUCUCCAGUCUCGGCACAGAGCUGUCCACCACGCUGUCUGUCAGCAAUGAGGACAUCUUGGACCUCAUGGUCACGAGCAGCUCCAGUGCCAUCGUGACCCUGGAGAAUGAUGAUGACCCGCAGUUUACUGAUGUCACGCUAAGUUCCAUCAAGGAAACCAGUGACUCGCACCAGCCGGGCUGUGCCGAUGACCCCGAGGAAGGGCGGAGACUGAAGCUGCUGGGCCCCCUGAGUAACUUCUUUACGAGGAAUUUGCUUGCUAGAAAACAAAAUGCAAGACUUGACAAACACAAUGACUUGGGAUGGAAGUUAUUUGGAAAAGUACCACUCCGAGAGAAUGCUCAGAAAGAGUCAAAGAAAACACACAAGGAAUAUGAAGACAAGGCUGGAAGACCUAGCCGGCCACCUUCGCCAAAGCAGAAUGUGAGGAGGAAUCUUGAUUUUGAGCCGCUUUCCACCACCGCCCUCAUCCUCGAAGACAGACCAGCCAACCUCCCCGCGAAGCCAGCCGACGAGGCCCAGAAGCACAGGCAGCAGUAUGAAGAGAUGGUGGUGCAGGCCAAGAAGCGAGAACUCAAGGAGGCCCAGCGGAGGAAAAAGCAGCUGGAGGAGAGGUGCAGAGUGGAGGAGAGCAUUGGGAACGCCGUUCUCACCUGGAAUAACGAGAUCCUGCCUAACUGGGACACCAUGUGGUGCUCACGGAAGGUUCGUGAUCUGUGGUGGCAGGGAAUCCCGCCCAGCGUGAGGGGCAGAGUCUGGAGCUUAGCCAUCGGCAAUGAGCUGAACAUCACUCACGAGCUCUUCGACAUCUGCCUUGCCCGGGCCAAGGAACGGUGGCGAUCCCUCAGCACGGCAGGCGCGGAGGUGGAGAGCGAAGAUGCUGGAUUUUCAGCAGCAGACAGAGAGGCCAGCCUGGAGCUUAUUAAGCUGGACAUUUCCAGAACGUUUCCUAAUCUCUGCAUUUUCCAGCAAGGCGGUCCGUACCAUGACAUGUUGCACAGUAUUUUGGGCGCUUAUACUUGUUACCGGCCGGAUGUGGGUUAUGUCCAGGGCAUGUCCUUCAUUGCUGCAGUGCUGAUCUUGAACCUCGAUACUGCCGAUGCCUUUAUUGCUUUUUCUAAUCUCUUGAAUAAACCCUGUCAAAUGGCGUUCUUCCGAGUGGACCAUGGCCUUAUGUUGACCUACUUUGCUGCAUUUGAGGUAUUCUUUGAAGAAAAUUUGCCGAAAUUAUUUGCUCAUUUCAAGAAAAACAACUUGACUCCAGACAUCUAUCUAAUCGAUUGGAUCUUUACCCUGUACAGCAAGUCCUUGCCCCUGGACCUGGCCUGCCGCAUCUGGGAUGUGUUCUGCCGCGAUGGGGAGGAGUUCCUCUUCCGCACGGCCCUGGGCAUCCUGAAGCUGUUCGAGGACAUCUUGACCAGGAUGGACUUCAUCCACAUCGCCCAGUUCCUGACGCGGCUGCCCGAGGACCUGCCGGCGGAUGAAGUGUUCGUGGCCAUCGCCACCGUCCAGAUGCAGAGUCGGAACAAGAAGUGGGCGCAGGUGCUGGCUGCGCUGCAGAAGGACAGCCGGGACCCGGAGAAGGGAAGCCCGUCGCUCAGGCACUAGAAUGCGGGUAACCUCGCUCGCCCGAGCGGACCCUCUGCGCCGUGUGUGUCCAGACCGGCACCCGCCGCGGAGCGGCGCAGGGCCCUUGUCGUGUUGGGUCCUGACGUGGAGUUGGCCUUAAACACAAAGUGGAAGAGCAGCGAAGGAGUGCAACCCAGGCUUGGCCUUAAGCAGCCCGGCGGACCCAUGCCCUGCAUUGGCCGUGGCCCGCGCUGUGCUCUCCGCCCAGCGCAGGCUGGGUCAGUGGCGGAGCCCCCCCUGUCCUUAAUUUCCGCGCGGUUAAUUAAACUGUGAUGCUGUGAUGCCAACUACUGGAACGUACGUUACGGUUUUUCUCAGCCGGGGUGCCUGAGCGGGGUCACUUGCGAGGCCGUUGAGGUGUUGCUGGCCCAGUUUCAGAUAAGAAAGGAACUGCUGGUGUAGUUUUGAGAUAAUCUUUUCAGAGCUGGAGGUCACAUUCGAAAACCCACGUACCAAAGACAGCGUGACCGGAGGACGGCCCCUCGCUCGAGGGUGGCUGCUGGUGAGUCCGCCUGAGCUCGCCUGGCCGUGCCUGUGCUAGCCGGCACAGCUGUGUGCAGAGCAGGCCGCGGUGAAGACAGCUGGGAGUGGGUGCCCGCUCCCGGCAACACUGGCAGGGAGGCUUCUGUCCGCGCCAGCAGCACGCCCCCUCCGCCUUCGACCCCUGAGCGGCUGGGUCCAUUCCGUGGCCCUGCUUUCCCCUCCUCCUCUGGCGUGAAGAGAUGCACCUCGCAAGCUGUGGUCGGGACGCAGGACCAGGCGCCGCCGAGCAGCCCGGGCCGACUAGGCAAGUCCUCUUCUCAGGACCAUCCGCCCUUUCUUGUGUUCUAGCUUUUCCUUGAGUGUUCUGAGAACUUUGCCUAGGAAAUUUGAUUAUCCACAGAAAUGAAGUUCCCCACACACUAGUCCAAGGCCAGGCUGUACCACCAUGUCUGUGGGCGCGUCCCCGGGUCACCCCCUCGCGCUCGGUGUCGCUGCCUGCCGUGCAGGAGCCCGGGUCCGGGGCCUGGGCCGUCAUUUGCAAGUGCCUGUGUGGUCUGCGCGCCACAGCUCUUCUCAGCCAUAUCUCCGGCCCGGGGAGACCCACCUGGUGAAGGUGCCGCGUGCAGCCCUGGGGGUGGGCAGUGGAAAACCGGCGGCGGCAGACUCCGCAGCCCUGCACCUGCUGUCCUCCUAGCCAGGCUCGGGCAGGUGGCCAAGCCGUGGUCACCCCGUGCUCCGCACCCCUCCACAGCCGGUGUCCCCUCUUCUGGAACCCCCGCCCGCCCCCCACAUCUCACUUGAGUUUCCCAGGAGGCUGCAGGGCAAAAUGGUACCAUUUCCGCCUCAGCCCUGCCCUUCCUGCCAUCAGAUGUUGGAUGCCUUGGGCCCGGCGGGCUGCCCAGCCCCUCCCAGACGUGCUGAGCUGUGCUUGUGCCCGGGCGUCCGGCCCCGUGGAGAGUGUAAAUAUUUCUUACUGUACAGAGCGAUGUUCCUCGACCGUACAGAAGGUGCGCAGUGCUGGCCUCAGGCAGCCUGUUCCGGUGCGCCUCCUGUGUGUUGUCCCGCUCGCUGACGCCAGUCUGGAGCACUGACCCCACCUUUAGUCCAGACCAGGCUCUGUGGCCUGUUCAGGGACCACAGGGGUCGGCUGCGUCCUGUGCACAGUGGUGCUGGUCCCGCGGUGGCCUGCGGCCUGCGGCCUGACUGAGCAGGCAGACUGGAAACAGACGCAGAGGCGCUGCCCUGCGGAGCCCGAGUCCACUUCCUGCCCCAGCAGGUAACUCUCGGACUUCAGGUCCCUGAGGUCUCUUUGGGAACAGUGUGCGCCUCCAAGGUACUUCGUAACUGCUCGGUUUUUGACUUUUAAAUAGUUCACUGGUAGAAAACUCCUGGUAACUAUUCCUACAUACCAUGUUUUAAUUGCUUGUACAGUAACCCUUAAUCUUAUUCAGUAAAGUGUAUCAAUUCAGGACUUUUUGAAUUGUAAAUAUGUGGUUUUAUUAAAUAAAAGACAUGUAAAUUGUUACAUUCA
This is a messenger RNA of Chinchilla lanigera (long-tailed chinchilla), 4134 nucleotides long. It is a transcript of the gene Tbc1d14, whose product is annotated as TBC1 domain family, member 14. Lineage: Eukaryota; Metazoa; Chordata; Mammalia; Rodentia; Chinchillidae. The record is from RefSeq and is a predicted model, not a curated record.